Paralichthys olivaceus (Japanese flounder) is the source of this 1483-nucleotide messenger RNA. The record is from RefSeq and is a predicted model, not a curated record. NCBI's taxonomy places the organism in Eukaryota, Metazoa, Chordata, Actinopteri, Pleuronectiformes, Paralichthyidae.
GCGCUCUGCUGUGCAUCGCCGAGGUCGUCAGCACGCUCAAGGCCCGCGCCAUCCCUCAGUUACCCAGGUUGAUGCCUGCCGUGCUGCACACGCUGGCCAACAGGAAGGAGCUGCUGACCAAUGAGAUUUACCUGCUGAGUGCCGUCACAGCCCUCCAGAGAGUCACAGAGACGCUGCCGCACUUCAUCAGCCCGUACCUGCAGGACGCCACGUCACAGGUUUGUCGUCUGACCCGUCUGGUGGACUCCUCUUCCUCAUCCUCCUCUUCGUCCGUCCAGCUCUCGGUGCGUCUCUCGUCCCUCAGGACCAUCCUGGCCACCCAGCUGCCCCCCAGGGUCCUGCUGCCCAACCUGUCCAGUUGCUACAGUAACAUGGUCGUUGAUAACAAGGCUCAGCUGGGGGCGCUAUUGAGCAUCCUGAGGGAACACAUCACUCACAUGGAGAAAGAGCAGCUCAGCUUCCACCAAUCAGAACUCACCGCCUUCUUCCUCACGGCCCUCGACUUCCGCAACAAACACUGUCAGGGUGAUCUCGAGAAGACGUCGCAUAUUGAGGGCUGUGUGAUCGACUGUCUGAUCGCCAUGGUGAUGAAACUGUCUGAGGUCACAUUCAGACCGCUCUUCUUCAAGCUCUUUGAUUGGAGUAAGUCCGACAGCGAGGAGCGUCUGUUGACGUUCUACCGACUCUGCGACAGCAUCGCCGAGCGACUCAAAGGACUCUUCGUCCUGUUCGCAGGAAACUUAGUGAAACCGUUUUCAGACCUUCUCCGAAAAACCAACCGCUCGCAGACAGACGAGCCGCUCUUUGACUCUGAAGGCGGCGACGUGAAGAACAGUCUGCUGCUUCAGUACGUCCUCGACUGUCUACAGAAGAUCUUCCUGUACGACACUCAGUGUUUCCUCAGUAAAGAGCGAGCCGACGCCCUCAUGAAGCCACUGGUUGACCAGUUGGAGAACACAGUGGGGGGUCAGCAGCUUUAUCAGCAGAUGAUGACUCAGCACUUUGUUCCAUGUGUUGGUCACUUCUCUGUUGCUCUGGCCGACGACUCUCAGUGGAAAACCCUCAACUAUCAGAUUCUACUGAAGACGAGACACAGCGACGCCAAGGUCCGGUUCUCGUCUCUGCUCGUUCUCUUGGAGUUGACAUCGAAGCUGAAAGAAAACUACAUGGUUCUGCUGCCAGAGACCAUCCCCUUCCUGGCUGAACUGAUGGAGGAUGAGUGUGAGGAGGUGGAGCAGCAGGUUCAGAAGGUCGUUCAGGAGAUGGAGAACAUCCUGGGGGAGCCGCUUCAGAGCUACUUCUAACACACACACACACACGUCAUGGAGUCGUUUGUCAGAUUAAAAUUUUCUUGCUGAUUUUUUUUACAUCAAUUUAAAAAUAUCAUUCGACGACUCCUCUCCGUCACCGUUUAGUCAAGGAACUCGAGAUGAUGUGAUCGACUGAAAUAAACCUGAACGUUUUUCAUCAUGUCAUGAUUUUA